Messenger RNA from Micromonas commoda, 1545 nucleotides. RefSeq lists its product with no specific name. The record is from RefSeq and is a predicted model, not a curated record. Gene Ontology annotation, molecular function: ATP-dependent diacylglycerol kinase activity. The transcript has a single exon. Lineage: Eukaryota; Viridiplantae; Chlorophyta; Mamiellophyceae; Mamiellales; Mamiellaceae. The coding region runs from base 12 to 1499 and encodes 495 amino acids.
UCGGGAGCGCGAUGAUCCUAAACGCGGUGCUCGAGCCUCUCGACUCCGCCGGCGGCUCGGGCGGCAGCACGGGCGACUCCUCCGAGGAAAACGCGUACCUGUCGCGAGGGUCCACGGACGGCACCGUGCUUCCGCCGAGGAACGACCGGUGCAUCUCGCCUCUGCACGCGGGCCUGGAGGGCAAACGCGGCGCGCCGAAGGUUUGGGAUUCGCUUCCCGACGAUUCCCUCGCCAGGGACGCCGUCGCGACGACGACGAGGACGACCACGCCGAGGAGCUCGCCAAGGACCUCGGUGAGGUACGAUUUCGACCUCGCGCGGGGACUGGCGAUGGAGAGCGACGACCUUCCGCACCACCCCGAGCUUCUCUUCGCGCCGCCUCCGAUGACCCCGCCCGGGGCGGUGCGAGCGAACAAGACGAAGAGCAGGAGCCCGAGCGCCAGCCCAAAGCGAGUCGUGGGUCGCGACGUCGCGGCGACGACGGCGACGGCGACGACGACGGCGAGCGGAAGAGAAUCUUUCUCCAAGCAGCAACUGGUCCCGACGCACCACAGGCGUAGCUCGUCGGUGAUAUCCGUCGGAUCCCAGCACGGCCCCGCGAUCAACGGGGUUGGAUUUGGGCGCCUCAACACCCGGCGACACACUCGAUCCGUCAGCGGCGGCGGGUCGAUGGAUUUUGACGCAGCCGGCUUUGGCUUUGAGGACGAGAUAUCCCCUUACAACUCCGACGCCGAGGACGAGGACGAGUCGGAGGUGGCGACGGUGACUAAGACGUCGGUGUGCUUCUUCUCGGUUGGGUUCGACGCGUCGAUUGCCAUGCAGUUCCAUCAGCUUCGGGAGCGGACGCCCUGUUGCGCCGAUAGCGUCGGCAAGGUUGUCGCCGGGCACGGAUUGCUGGGAAUCACCGAGGCGUUCUCUUCGCGCAAGUACCUGAGACCCGGCGUGAUGUCCCUGCGCGUGGACGGCGAGGAUAUCCCGAUCCCGGAGGGGGCGAAGACGGUGCAGUUCUUCAACAUUCACUCCUCCGCCACCGGCAUCGACUUCUUCGGGUCAAACGAGCCGAGCACCAGUGCCGAUCUCCUCCAGGAAUACUCGGAGCCCAACGUCGGCGACGGGCUCGUGGAAGUGGUCGCCACCUUUGGCGUGACCCACCUGGCGGCAAUACGCCUCGGGUUUGGACAUUCUAGGAGGUUGGCGCAAGGCUCUGUGAUCGAGAUUGUGCUUCGGGAGGCGCUCCCGGUGCAGGUGGAUGGCGAGCCCUGGCUGCAACCUCCCGCGGUUAUUCGCAUGGAACUUCGGGGAAAGAUUCCGUUCGUGCUGGGCAGGGGCGAGACAAAGAACGUGCCAAGAGCGGCGCAUAGGCGAAGGUCAUCUUCCGCGAGGAACGAGGUGGUUCUCGACAAGAUGCCCGAUAAGACCGGUGGGUCCGCGUUGGCUGAUGAGGCGGUGGUGGAUCGAUUCCUGAGGGAUAGCCUUCGCGCCAGGCCCGUAGACGCUUGAGCCCGUGUGGUGGGUGGCUUGAAUAAAUGUAUACAAGUACAACAGC